GCCGCGGCGGUCGGAGCGGGCGGCCGUGAGGCGGCCGGGCGGAGGGCUGCGGACUUGGCCCUGACCCUGGCCGCGGCCCGGGCCUCCCCGUGGGCUCCCCGGCCGGGCCUCCGCUGCAAGUCCGGCGUCUCCCUGUCCCUGAGCGGCCCACUGCCAAGCCCUGUGGCCGGACCCCCGUGGGCGGACCCCCGAUGGCCGGGCCGGGCUGCGCAGACUCCCGUUCGGCACGAAACCCCCACGCGCAGGCUCACGUUUCCUCCCACCCAGAGUCGCGGCGUGAGGGUCCAGCGUGUUUCUUUUUCCGUGGCCCUUGCUCUCCCGCACGGCGCUCCGUGACUAACGCGGCUGUUUUCUACCCCCGCGUGUCUUGUCCCAGUGUUGGCCACGUGUGGCUGGGGAGCUGCCGAAACGCGGUACAUGUCACAGAGCAAGCACAUGGAGGCCCGGGAGCUCAUGUGCUCGGGAGCCCUGCUGUUCUUCAGCCAUGGCCAGCAAAACAGUGCUGCGGACCUGUCCAUGCUGGUGCUGGAGUCCCUGGAGAAGGCGGACGUGGGCGUGGCCGAUGAGCUCCUGGAAAACCUGGCUAAACUGUUUGGCUUGAUGGAUCCCAACUCUCCGGAGCGCGUGGCCUUUGUGUCCAGAGCCCUGAAGUGGUCCAGUGGCGGCUCGGGGAAACUGGGCCACCCCCGGCUGCACCAGCUGCUGGCCCUCACCCUGUGGAAAGAGCAGAACUACUGUGAGUCCCGGUACCACUUCCUGCACUCGGCGGAUGGAGAGGGCUGCGCCAACAUGCUGGUGGAGUACUCCACCGCCCGGGGCUUCCGCAGCGAGGUGGACAUGUUCGUGGCCCAGGCCGUCCUGCAGUUUCUCUGUUUGAAAAACAAGAGCAGUGCGUCCGUGGUCUUCACGACGUACACGCAGAAGCACCCGUCCAUCGAGAACGGGCCUCCUUUCGUUCAGCCAUUGCUCAAUUUUAUCUGGUUUCUGCUGUUGGCCGUAGACGGGGGCAAGCUGACAGUGUUCACUGUGCUGUGUGAGCAGUACCAGCCGUCCCUGCGGCGGGACCCCAUGUACAACGAGUAUCUAGACAGAAUAGGACAGCUGUUCUUCGGUGUACCACCCAAGCAGACGUCUUCCUACGGAGGCUUGCUCGGGAACCUUCUCAGCAGCCUCAUGGGCUCCUCGGAGCAGGAGGGCGAGGACAGUCAGGACGACAGCAGCCCCAUUGAGCUCGACUGACGCCGCCCGCCUGGACCUGCAUGACGACGCCCUGGGGCGCGGUGGGCGGGCUGGCAGCUGGCCUGGCCCGGCCGCGGGUCCUGAGGCUGCCGUGCUUGGUCGGCGUGUUUGUGCGCCCCAGCCGAGGGCCGUGUGGCCCUGCCGUGCGCCUCAGCUCGACCCAUAAUAAAGCACAGGCUCGUGCCACCACCCUUUCCCAGUCCUCUGUCUCUGGUUUGCUUUGGGGGGCUGUGGGCUCCCAGGCCCAUCCCAGACGGCUUGGGGAGCGGCUGCCCUCAGGCUGACCCCACAUAAAGGUCCUGCGGUGGCCCGGCCCCAGUGUCCUGGAGAGUGCCUGGGCGCCACCCUGUGCCAAAUCCCGGGAGCCAUGCCUGCUGCCGAGCACACGGCACGUGCACUGGCGUCUUGCAAAGGGAGCUGCAGGGCUGCCCACCUUCGUGAUGCAAUAUUUAUUUCACUGGGCGAGACCCUCUGACCCGACGUUCUAGGUUUUCACCAAAUACCCAGUCCAGGAACAAGCUCCUCUGUCCUGUUUCACUGAUGCUACGUCAGACGUUCCCAGGAUACUUACAGGAGGGGACACACUUUAUUUUUUCACACUUAAAAUAAGUUGUAGAUGAAUACAGUGGUCAUGCAUGGGAAGGAGUGACGUAUGCAAUUCUGUUUACUGUAAAAAUGGAGUUUAAAAGGUUUGUGUUAAUUGUUAAGUUUAAAUAAAUCCUUUAUACUGGG
This is a messenger RNA of Hipposideros armiger (great roundleaf bat), 1971 nucleotides long. RefSeq names its product guided entry of tail-anchored proteins factor 4 (gene GET4). NCBI's taxonomy places the organism in Eukaryota, Metazoa, Chordata, Mammalia, Chiroptera, Hipposideridae. Gene Ontology annotation, molecular function: protein binding. Gene Ontology annotation, biological process: protein insertion into ER membrane. Gene Ontology annotation, cellular component: BAT3 complex; cytosol. The transcript is spliced from 9 exons. The record is from RefSeq and is a predicted model, not a curated record. Bases 418 to 1239 code for a protein of 273 amino acids.